Eleginops maclovinus (Patagonian blennie) is the source of this 1471-nucleotide messenger RNA. RefSeq names its product dual specificity protein phosphatase 22-B-like. Gene Ontology annotation, cellular component: cytosol. Gene Ontology annotation, molecular function: protein tyrosine/serine/threonine phosphatase activity; protein tyrosine phosphatase activity. NCBI's taxonomy places the organism in Eukaryota, Metazoa, Chordata, Actinopteri, Perciformes, Eleginopidae. The coding region runs from base 242 to 826 and encodes 194 amino acids. Gene Ontology annotation, biological process: signal transduction; protein dephosphorylation. The transcript is spliced from 7 exons. The record is from RefSeq and is a predicted model, not a curated record.
UCAAGCUUCAGUCGUUGCACAAGCUUUGGAUGCAACAAACCCUUUAUGAUAUCCUCUGUCACAAAAAAAGUCAUGAGGGGUGGCUUGAUAACGAUGGGAUACAUUAACGGUGACCUUCUCGGCGGAGGGCUUGACCGGAGCUAAAGAUUUGUGUAGCACCACGACUUUAAAUAUCUGGUGGAAAAAAUAGAACAUUUUUCUCUAAUAUUGAUGUGCUUUUUUAUUGAGACUUUUUGCUGACAUGGGUAAUGGAAUUAAUAAGGUUCUGCCUCAUCUGUAUCUCGGAAAUAUCAAAGAUGCACAAGACCAGGAGCUGUUGGCGAAGCACAACAUCACACAUAUCCUGUCCAUCCACGACACAGCAGCACCCAUCCUUGAGGAGAUGACAUACCUGUGCAUAUCUGCUGCUGACAGCAGGCUGCAAAACCUGGUUCAGUACUUCAGAGACAGCAUCAUGUUUAUCCAUGAAUCCCGACUGAAAGGAGAGGGCUGCCUUGUCCACUGUGUGGCAGGAGUGUCCCGCAGUGUGACCCUGGUGGUGGCCUACAUCAUGACGGCGACAGGACGCGGCUGGGUUGAGUCUUUGGCAGCGGUGAGAACGGCUCGGCCGUGUGCGGGGCCAAACCUGGGCUUCCUCCGUCAGUUGGAGGAGUUUGAAAAUACAGAACUGUCAGAAUAUCGUGCCUGGUGGAAGGACCGAUACGGGAAGAACUCCUUCAACGAUGAUGAAGAGGUGGAAAACCUUUUAAAUCGGAAAUUAAAUGGUGGCAGCAGCAACGAUACCUUUACAACCAGCAUUUCUCCACUGGGCAAAAGUAACACAUGAGAGUCUCAUCUUUCCUGAACUCAAGCAGCUGGGGGACUGUGCUUGGACCAUUAAAACCACUAAGACCAGCUGUUUGCUUCAAUCACGGGUCCUUCAGAGAGAAGCUACAGCAGAGACACGUUAUGUGUUACAUCUCAUGUUGACGAAGGAGUCAUGUGUGUGGGGGGGAAUUUUUUUCGGCCAUUAUCUCAGUCCGCCCUUGUCGUGUCAUGUCCUUGCCUCAAACUGUCAAAACAAGAUGCAAGAGCAGCCAAGCAUGACACCAAGGAAAUGUAUGUACAUACAGUCCACAGUGUGAACAUGUUUAACAGCUGUCUCUCCCCCUGUUAGUUACGUUAUGCUGUGUCUUCUACUUGAAAAAUGAGUAUUAUUUGUUCUGUAUAAACCGUUUCAAAGCUGAAGAAUACUGUCUUCCAGUCAAACAGUAUCAGAAGCUGUCUUUAUUGCAGUUUUACUUACAAAUGUUUAUUUGUGUUUGUACUUUACACAGUAGCCUAUCUCAAUGCCAUUAUAAGAAGGAUUAACAUUAAGAGCCUGAUUUGAAUUGUAAUGUCUAAUGUUUAAUAGUGAAUGAUUCUCAACCAUUUAGGCUCCACGUUAUGUGAAUUUACAUUGUAUGUAAUAAACCAUUAACCUUAAAAUGUU